Molecule: messenger RNA, 4563 nt
Organism: Aspergillus pseudonomiae
Lineage: Eukaryota; Fungi; Ascomycota; Eurotiomycetes; Eurotiales; Aspergillaceae
Product: putative ABC multidrug transporter
Exons: 3
Coding region: 1-4563 (1520 amino acids)
Biological process (GO): transmembrane transport
Cellular component (GO): membrane; fungal-type vacuole
Molecular function (GO): ATP hydrolysis activity; ABC-type peptide transporter activity; ATP binding
Source: RefSeq, a predicted model, not a curated record
AUGUCGGACUUCUUCGAGGGGUUCCAGCAAGUCAUCGGCCCCUCACUAUCGCAGCUCGGAGGGGAAGAGGGUGUCUAUGGUUCAGAUGGCGGUCUAGUCCAGAGGCGCCUCUGGCAAUAUCGAACACAGAAAAUCUCGGCUUUCGUGGCCACAGGUAACUUGCAUCUUGCGGCGGUCUUGUUAUCAUGUGUAGUAUUUCUUGCGUUCGGCCUGCGUUAUGCGGCGUGUGCCAGCAGGUCAAAAUCUCGGAUUCGAGCAGAAUCACACAAUGAAGAUCUGCCCAUUAGGGUUUCUUUGCCUUUUGCCUUCUUGCAUCUGGCUGCUGCAAUCGCUGCUUGUUGUCUCGGCUGGAUCGAUGCGCAGCAUACGGAGAACUGGAAACAAGCGAUCGCAGAGAGCUACGCGGUCUUAUUAGGCUUGAUGCAGUUUUGCUUCAGGAAUGAGCGUACUCGGACUCACCUAUAUCGCCAUAUCAAUGCAGUGGUUCUUGCGAUAUUCCUUUUAGUAUGCGUCCAGGAUUUGAUUCCCAUAUUGAUUGUCGGGGCGACAUCUGGCCUCAGUGGGAUCAGGGGUGGCCUCUUAGUUUGCCUGGCUGCUGUGUUGAUAGUCGCAGCUGCGACUCCCAGACCACGUCGUCUGUUCGUUCCUGAUCCAGAAAAUGAGGAAACGAAAACGGUCCAAGAGGUGUCGCCCGAAGAGACCUGUUCUUUGUUCUCAUACUAUUGCUCGUACGAAUGGCUGACAUACGUGAUCUUGCGAGGCUGUCGGAGGGACCUAACGAUGGAUGACCUCCCUCCUUUACCCUCGUACGAUGAACCCUCCAAGUGGCUCAAAAAGAUCAAGAGGCAGCGGCUCAAAGGCGGCAAGACUUUCCGAACAUUGUGUAGGUUGCUCAAGACCGAAAUCAAGAGCAUGAUGUGCUGGUCGUCCGUCACGGCAGUUCUGGAUUUUGUCGCACCGUAUUCCAUGCUGCGACUGCUCGCGUACCUGGAAAACCCCGACGAUGCCAUCCUUCAUCCAGCCCUGUGGGUGGCCCUUUUAUUUAUCGGCCCAAUGUCGCGAUCGCUGUGUUAUCAGCAAUACAUUUUCACUGCGACACGACUUCUUGUUAGAGUCAAUGUGUCGCUGGUACAGGAGAUAUAUCAGACCGCAAUGCGGUCGUACCUCUACGAUGACUCGAUCGUCGAAGCCAGUACAGAAGAUCGCCCGAGGUCCUCUCGAAAGAUGAGAGAGUCCGCGAAAGGGGCGCCCAAGUCGAGUCAAGCGAACAUCACCAGCCUCAUGUCGUAUGAUGUGGACGCCAUCUACAACUCUCGCGACAUCUUUUUCGUGGCCACUGCAGCCCCGAUAGCCACCACAGUUGCCGUGAUAUUCCUCUAUCGAAUGCUCGGCUGGCCAUCACUGUUUGGAGUCUCUGCACUUUUAUGUCUCUCGCCUCUCCCUGCCUUGGCCUCUCGCAGGGUGUCACGCAUCCAGAGAUCUGUGAUGCAAGCUACGGAUGUUCGACUCUCUAAAAUAUCAGAGUACUUGAGCUCCAUACGUACGCUGAAAUAUUUCGGCUGGGAACAUGCCGCAAUGGACUCUAUCAACGAAGCUCGAGGUGUGGAACAACGCCGUCUCUGGAAACGAAGUGUUUAUGCAGCGGCAAUUUCCAUGGCUGGCGACUUGCUACCAAUGGUGAGCUUGCUGGUCAUGUUCUCCGUCUUUGUGCUAUUUACCAAGGACACUCUGCGCGCCGCAACGGCCUUCACAUCUCUGUCUAUCAUGGAGACCUUGCGGUCCCAAUUCGUCUGGCUGUCCAAUAUCAGCCGAGCCUCUGCCCAAGGAGCCGAAUCCCUGCGGCGAGUCGACCGCUUUUUCGAUACAGCAAUGGAAAUCAAACAUCACCCCGAAGGACCAUUGGAACUCAAGCAUGCAACGUUUCGCCGCACCCCGAUUGCUGCGUUCCGAUUGCAUGAUGUUUCAGUUCGCUUCAGACCACGCGCCCUGAACGUAGUGACCGGUCCCACCGGCAGUGGAAAGACUUCUUUAUUACUUUCGUUGCUGGGAGAAACGGUGCUCGAAUCUGGAACGGCCUCAUGCCCACGAGACGUGGCUUAUGUGCCACAAGCUCCUUGGCUCCAGAAUGACACCAUUCGCGAAAACAUCACCUUCUUCAGCCCAUUUGACAAAGCCCGCUACAACGCAGUGAUCGAAGCAAGCGGGUUGGUUCAAGACCUCCGACAGCUGCCGGCUGGCGAUCUUACCGUCGUGGGCGAAAAGGGCACAUCGCUUUCCGGUGGUCAGAAGCAAAGAGUAUCCUUGGCGAGGGCGCUAUAUUCGCAGUCCUCCACCCUCCUGCUGGACGAUAUCUUCUCUGCGCUUGACACUCAUACCACUACACUGGUUUACGACAAGUGCUUUCGCAGUGGCUUGCUCUCAGAUCGAACGGUCGUUCUUAUCACGCAUUAUCCGGCCGCGUUGCAGGAUGCAGAGCUGCUUGUACGGCUCGACCAUGGCAAGGCAUCUACGGAAGAAACACCUUUGAGCCUCCCCCAGGCCCUUCUAGAGCGUACGGGUUGCAGUACACCCGCAACCGACACAGAUUCCGUAACCUUGGGUACGCCGCUAAUAGUAGAGGAACCCUAUGAUGCCCCUUCGGAACCUACAACCACUAUUGCCCCGGCACAUGAGCAGCAAAGUCCGCAGGUAGGGCGCAUAGCAAAGGAAACAUCAGCUACGGGGCGUGUGCCGCGCACUUUAGGUAAGUUCCACCCCGGAACAUUUCUCAAAGCACACCUAACCAUUCCUCAAGCCUUACAAUAUAUGCUCCUAUUCGGCGGGCCUUGCUACGCACCCGUCGCAAUGGCUGUGACUAUCGCAGUACAACUCGCAUACUUUGCAAUCACCUACUGGCUCUCUAUCUGGAUGGGCGCAUACGAGAAGUACGAGAACCCAAACUCCCUCUACUAUCUAGGGGUCUAUGCCGCUGCGAUCAUCCUCUUCCUGCUACUGCAGCUCACUGGCAAUCUCCUCUAUCAGUACGGCAGCUGGACAGCGGCAAAGAAGAUGCACAGGCGAUUAGUGACGGCGGUACUAUCGGCUCCCAUCUCCUGGUUUGACCAGAAUCCCAUCGGACGAUUGAUCAACCGCUUCGGCAACGACACCCGCUCGCUAGACACUGUGCUGAUAGACUGGCUACGCAUGUCAAUCGAGAACGGGCUGCGGUUCCUGCUUCGCAUUGCCAGCGUUGCCUCCAUCAUGCCUAUAUUCGCUCUUCCGGCUGCGGUCAUAUGCACCAUCGGGUUCUUCAUCGGGGAGAUGUACACCCGCACGCAGGUGUCCAUCAAGCGGCUGACGUCCAUCAACUACUCUCCUGUGUUUUCACAUUUCACCGACUCGCUUUCCGGCCUGUGCGUCAUUCGCGCCCGCAAGGACAUGGACCUGGUGUUCCAGAGGCUCCUGGCCGAGAAGCUGGCCGUCCAUGCCCGCUCCGCGGAAACACAGUACAACUGCAACCGCUGGAUAUCCGUGCGAUCCGACUUCUGUGCCGCAUCUGUCGCCGCCGCCGCGGGCUGCGUGGCGUACUUCUGGUCCGGGCCAGCAGGGCUCGUCGGCUUCUCAUUGACCAACGCCAUCGGCCUGAGCCAGAACAUCCUCAACCUAGUCCGGACCAUGAACGAGCUGGAAGUCGAGCUGAACUGUUUCCAGCGCGUGCGCGAAUACACCGACAUUGAACCCGAGGAACGCCUGCCAGCCAAGUCAUCGGCGGUUCCAGCCAGCUGGCCCUCCUCCGGCCGCGUCGAGUUCCACCACGUCACCGCGCGAUACCAGGCCGACGGGCCCGACGUGCUGCGCAAUGUCUCCUUCGUCGCGAACGCCGGCGAGCGCAUUGGGCUCGUCGGCCGAACCGGCAGCGGCAAAAGCACCCUCGGCCUCUCCCUGCUGCGAUUCGUGAACCUCGCCUCGGGCCAGAUCACCAUCGACGGCGUCGACAUCGCCACCAUCCUCCUGAACCGCCUGCGCACCAGCGUCACCCUGAUCCCCCAAGAACCCGUCCUGUUCUCCGGCGACGUCCACUCCAACCUCGACCCGUUCGGCGCCUCCAGCGAGACCGAGCUCGCCUCCGCCCUGGCCGCCUGCACCUCCAUCCACGUUCCGGACCAUGCCCAUCCCGCCAAACCCACCCGCCCCCUCGCCCUGGACACCCCCGUGGCGGCCAACGGCGAGAACUUCAGCCAGGGCCAGCGCCAGGUGCUCAGUCUGGCGCGGGCCAUGUGUCGCCGGUCGAAAGUCGUGCUGCUGGACGAGGCGACGGCCUCGGUCGACCAUGAGACGGACAUGCACAUGCAGCGCGUCCUGAGGGAGAUGUUCCCGGAUUGCACCAUCAUCGCUAUCGCGCAUCGGCUGAGGACUAUUAUGGAUUACGAUCGGGUGCUUGUUAUGGUCGAUGGGGAGAUUGUGGAGAACGACACGCCCGCCAACCUGGUCAAGAAAGAAGGCGUGUUCUGGGAUAUGCUGCGCAACACAGGCGAAUAUGACGAGCUCGUGCAGAUGAUUGAGACGAAGCCUUCUGCGUCGUGA